GCGGCCUGACCCCGCCUUCCGGUCCAACGCGGACCACCCGCUUCCGGCGCUAGUACCCAUGGCUGCAGGGGCGGCCGGGCCGGCGGAGUUGGGCUUCGCCGAGGAGGCCCCGGCCUGGAGGCUGCGUAGCGAGCAGUUCCCCAGCAAGGUGGGCGGGCGGCCGGCGUGGCUGGGCCUGUCGGAGCUGCCGGGACCCGGGGCGCUGGCGUGCGCGCGCUGCGGCCGCCCGCUGGCCUUCCUGCUGCAGGUGUACGCGCCGCUGCCCGGCCGCGACGACGCCUUCCACCGCAGCCUCUUCCUCUUCUGCUGUCGCGAGCCGCCGUGCUGCGCCGGCCUGCGAGUUUUUCGUAAUCAGCUACCAAGGAAAAAUGAGUUUUACUCAUAUGAGCCACCUUCUGAGACGGGAGCUUCAGACACUGGAGGAUUGGUUUGUCUCCAGCUUAAGUCCGGAGCCCAUCUCUGCAGGGUUUGUGGCUGCUUGGGCCCUAAGACGUGCUCUAGGUGCAGGCAGGCACAUUACUGCAGUAAGGAGCAUCAGACACUAGACUGGCGGCUGGGACACAAGCAGGCUUGUACAGAGUCAGAUCAUUUAAACCAGACAGCUCCAGACCACAACUUCCUAUUUCCAGAAUUUGAAAUUGUAACAGAAGCAGAAGAUGAGAUUACACCUGAGGCUGUGGAAAUGGAAGAUUAUUCUGAAGUUACAGGAAGCAUGGGGAGAAUACUUGAAGAAGAACUAGAUUCCAUGGCAAGGCAUGAAUCCAAGGAAGAUCACAUUUUCCAAAAGUUUAAAUCCAAAAUAGCCCUCGAACCAGAGCAGAUUCUCAGGUAUGGAAGAGGUAUUAAACCCAUCUGGAUUUCUGGUGAAAAUAUUCCUCAAGAAAAAGAUAUUCCAGAUUGCUCCUGUGGUGCCAAGAGGAUAUUUGAAUUCCAGGUCAUGCCCCAGCUGUUGAACCACCUAAAGGCAGACAGACUGGGCAGAAGUGUGGACUGGGGCGUCCUGGCAGUCUUCACCUGUGCUGAGAGCUGUAGUCUGGGCACUGGCUACACAGAGGAAUUUGUGUGGAAACAGGAUAUAACAGAUACACCUUGAAAAAGGUUACAUUCUUAAAAACGUUCCUUAUGCCUCUGUACCUCACAAUUCCACCUCCAGGACUUUAUCCCAAGGAAGCAGUUACCAAAGACGGAAGUAUGAAAAUGUUGGUUGAUAUACUAUUUACAAUGUCUCUAUAUUACUAAAUGUAUUCUAAUAACAGGGAAUUACAUUUUUGGUAUAUCCAUAAUGAAGGGUGAUAAUAUUAAUGUUACAAACAUACAUUGAUACCAAGUAAGAGGGGUAUAGGGUAUAAAUAAACACCAGGAUAUUAUUAUUGAUGUUCAUGGUAUGUCAACUUUGGAAAUAUUAUGUGUGCACAGAAAUAAAUAUGCUGGAGAGGUGGCUCA
Peromyscus eremicus (cactus mouse) is the source of this 1443-nucleotide messenger RNA. It is a transcript of the gene Pdcd2, whose product is annotated as programmed cell death 2. The transcript is spliced from 5 exons. The record is from RefSeq and is a predicted model, not a curated record. The coding region runs from base 59 to 1093 and encodes 344 amino acids. Gene Ontology annotation, cellular component: cytoplasm; nucleus. Lineage: Eukaryota; Metazoa; Chordata; Mammalia; Rodentia; Cricetidae.